Vombatus ursinus (common wombat) is the source of this 2141-nucleotide messenger RNA. RefSeq names its product tumor necrosis factor receptor superfamily member 19L-like. The transcript has 5 exons. Bases 415 to 912 code for a protein of 165 amino acids. NCBI's taxonomy places the organism in Eukaryota, Metazoa, Chordata, Mammalia, Diprotodontia, Vombatidae. Gene Ontology annotation, molecular function: protein binding. The record is from RefSeq and is a predicted model, not a curated record. Gene Ontology annotation, biological process: apoptotic process.
AAGUGAGAUUUGAACCUGGAUCUUCUAAUUCCAACCUUUUCUCUACUAUACCAUGAUGCCAUGUGGUUCUAUGUUUAGCCCCAACUUCCCUAUCUUGCAAUGGGGAAACUGAGACCCAAAGAGGGGGAGUGAUUUGGUCAAGAUUACAUGCAGGCUCGGUAGCAGGCCUGGAACUCAAACGUGACUGAGAGCUGUUUGGAGGGCAGCUGAGGACCCAGACAGGAUGCCUGGUAAAUUGGAGUCAUCGGUUUGUCUGGUUACUUCCCAGCCUCCUCUGUUAUCUUCCUCCGUACGCCUCUCCCUCCUUGUUACUAAGAUUGUUCCCUUUGGGACCAGACUCCCAUUCCCCCAUCAAUCCUCACAGUCCAUCAUUUCCAGGGAAGCAACUGGGUUCACGGCCAAAAGGAGCUCUGAAUGGGGAGUCAUCCUCCAGAGGAAGAAAGAGGUCCUGGGGCUGGGGUGAACGUGUUCCAAGCCACACAGCAAAUUAGGUCAGCUGGCCCAGCCCCAGGGUAUUCUGAGGAUGAAGUGGCCGAGACUGUGCUGGUCCCUUACCUGCUUCCUCACUCUACUCAGAGGGCCUCAGUCGUCCUCCCUGUCCUGCCAGGACUCCGAGUACCAGACAGAGGCGGGCGAUUGUGCUGUGUGCCCCACAUGCCCACCGGGAGAGGAGCCCAAUCAGGAAUGUGGUUCUGGACUGGGACUGGGUACUGUGUGCCGUGCCUGCAGGCCAGGCACCUUUUCGACAAGCCUGGGACGAAGCCCCUGCAUACCCCACACUGGCUGUUUCCAUCUGUGGAGGGUCGAGGUCCAGGCGGGGACCACAACCAGCGAUGCUCAGUGUGGUGGCUGUUUUCCAGGGUUUUAUUACCCCAGAAGGCCCAUAACGUUUGUGUGCUGGCCUUGUUCUGAUGCACCUAUGGGCACACCUGACUGUGAGGGUGAGUGUGGGUCUCAUAUGGUGGGUAUUGGGGACAAGGUGCCUAAAAGAUGGGGAGAGUAAGUGAGGGAGAAAUGGAGGCAGAGCCAGAGAAGCAAAGGGUUAAAGAAAAGGAGAACCAGAGAGUGAAAUUAGGGAGAGAGAAACUGAGACACAGAGUUUAGUGUUUUAUAAAUGAUUGCUGAUUGAUUGAGGGUGAGAGAGAUGAAGACAGAAAGGUGGAGACAGGAAGAGAGUGAGACAAAAACCGGCAAAACCAAGGAGAGGGAAGAUGAGUGAGUGUGUGUGUGAGGUAGGGUUGUGUCUGUGUGUGUAUGUGAGAGAGAGAUACAGACAGACAGAGACAGAGACAGGGACAGAGAGAAAAGGAAAAAAAUGAAGAAAGCAAGAGACACUUAGAGAGGGAGGUACAGGGAAAGGCAAACAUGGAAAGAGUCAAAGACAUGGAGACAGAGACAGACAGAGAGGGACAUAGUUUGAGACAGCAAGAGAAAAAAAUGCAGUGAGAUAAGAUGGAAAGGGACAGAUUGAGGAGCGACGGAGACAGGGAAAGACAUAAAGAUGAAGAAAGGCUCGGGAAGGGAAGAGGGAUGGAUACAGGGGGAGACUGACAGCUGGAGGUACAGGACAGCCAGGCACGGAGAAGCAAACAAGAUGAGUAAGAUGAAGAAAGAUGGAGAGAGAUGGAAGAAGACAGAGGGGGUGAUGGAGAAAGAGAACAAAAUCCCAAAGUUGGCAGUACAGAAAGAUAAAGACAGAGACUGAAGGGGCAGAAGGACGAAGGGAGACAGACAGGGGAGAAAGAGAAAAGCGGAUGGAGAUGGGGGUGCUGGGGAGACUGAGACUGCAAAAGAGAUGAGUUAGAAGACAGAGCCCAUUGUCCUGAAGGGGCAGUCCCCUCCCCUUUUCCUUCUCUCUCUCCCAAGCGUUGAAGAGAGAGCACUACGCAGAGCUGAUGCUGACCCACUUUCAGCUCCUGAAUAUGCUGGCUCUCCCCACUAUCCUUGGGGGGCAGGAAUUAGAAGACAGCCAGGGCUGAGACAGCAGCUUUCUCUUCCACGACUGAGGCAUGUCCCUGGGGAAUGGGGGCAUAAAGGAGCUGGGUACAGAGAGGCAGCAUGGGGCUGUGGAAAGAACUCUGGGCUGAGCAGGAGACCUUGCUCUGCCACUAAUUGGCUGUGUGACUUUGGGCAAAUCUCUU